AACGUCAAUAACAAAGAUGGCGGUGUCGUGUGUACGCGGUGUUUCCCUGCGUGCCAGCAGGCUUUUGUCCACCCAGCUGCCCAGGGUUGUCGGGCUCCAGACGAGCAGUACUGCGACGCCUCGGCAGUUAACCAGAAAGCACCUUGGCUGUUGGGCGAAGGAGGCGUGGGGAGGAAGGAGCUGCGUGUGGGCGGCGGCAGCGUUUUCCUUCUUGUUGGCCUCGGAUGAAGACGCUCAAGGGAAAGAAGACGAGAUGAUUCUGCUGCUGAAGAAGGCCAAGCUCAGCAUCUUACGGGGUCAGCUGGAGGCAGCGUCUAGAUUCCUCCAUUCUGCAGUCGCCCUGGCUCACCAGUCGAACAAUCACCAGGCCAUAGUGUACGCCUACAGCCAGAUGGCCAACUUGGCUUACAUCCAAGGCCAGAUGGACCACGCUGAGAAACUCUUUAAGGCAACCAUGAGCUUCAUGCUGGCAGGCGGGAUGCCGCAGGACGACAACGCCUUCAUUGAGAUGUCCCUCAAACUCGCCGCCAUGUACGCCGAGCAGAACAAGGCGGAGCUUGCGGAGCAUGGCUUCACUUUCUGUUUGGACACUCUGGAGGUGAAGGUGCAGCGGCUUCAGGAGACGCCAGAAGCUGAUCGGACAGGUGAGACGAGUUUGUUGGUGAUGGUAACGAAAAUUGAUGGAAUGUGUGAAGACGAGCAGGAAGUACUAAGGAAGGACACCCGCCUGCUGCUCGGUCUGUGUUUGGACUCGCGUGCUCGGUACCGAGCGUCCACACUGCACUUUAAGCAGGCCGUCGCCGACUACGAAAAGGCUCUGAGCAUCUGCCGCCAGGAGCAGGGGGAGUCCCACCCCCAGACCUUGGUCCUGAUGAGCGACCUUGCCACCAUCUUGGAUAUGCAGGGUCGCCAUGACGAUGCCCUAGCGCUGAUCCGGCAGGCGGUGGAUCUGGGUCGGUCUUCAGAACACUCGGAGCUACAUGUUCUUGUAGGGAACAUGGCCGGCAUCCUGCUGCACACAGGUCAACUGGACGAGGCCGUCCGGUUCUACGGGGAGGCUUUGCGUCUGGCGCAGCAAGCUGGAGAUCAGAAUGCAGUGGGACGCAUCAAAGAGGGGCUGAGUCAAGUAAAGAAGAGGAAGGAUGAGUGACGCAGAGCUGGACUCUGAUUGACUGAACCCAUCCAGACAAGUGUGCUGAGUAAAUAAAACAGUUUCAAGUGUGAA
Molecule: messenger RNA, 1225 nt
Organism: Nerophis ophidion (straightnose pipefish)
Lineage: Eukaryota; Metazoa; Chordata; Actinopteri; Syngnathiformes; Syngnathidae
Gene: ttc19
Product: tetratricopeptide repeat domain 19
Exons: 10
Coding region: 17-1150 (377 amino acids)
Biological process (GO): mitochondrial respiratory chain complex III assembly
Cellular component (GO): mitochondrial inner membrane
Molecular function (GO): protein binding
Source: RefSeq, a predicted model, not a curated record